This is a messenger RNA of Closterium sp. NIES-65, 651 nucleotides long. The record is from the annotation of a GenBank genome assembly. Lineage: Eukaryota; Viridiplantae; Streptophyta; Zygnematophyceae; Desmidiales; Closteriaceae.
AUGAGAUGCACUCUGCCUUUUGGCAAGCCCAGCAAGCGACAAAGGUAUGGACCCAUCUCUACAGAGGGGGGGAUGGAGGAACCACCCAAAGACACCCUCGACGGCUUCGUAGGCGGCAGCGACACCAUCUCCAGCCGGGACCUGGACGCGACGGACGAGGGCGAGUGCGGUCAUGGGGUGCACGGGCAAGGUACCGCUCGGGCGGACUUGCAGCAGGGGAGUCAAGCGGGGACCCAAUCCUUGUGGCAGGAAGGGGACCAGCAGAAUCGGCUGUCGGGGGAGGCCGGGAGGUCACAAGCAAGGGGGCAGCAUGUGCUGUUGGCGGGAGGGCAGCAGGAGUUGUCUGUGGGAGGGGAGCAAGAGGUGUCGGCGAAAUGGCAGCAGGAGCUGUCGGUGGGAGGGGAGCAAGAGCUGUCGGUGAAAGGGCAGCAAGAGCUGCAGGCAGGAGGGCAGCGGGUGCUGCCGGCAGGAGAGCAGCAAGUACUUCCGGCAAGAGAGCAACAGGAGCGGCCGGCGGGAGAGGUGCAGGAGCUGGUGGUGGGAGGGCAGCGGGAGCUACACGCACGAGGGCAGCAGGAGCUGCCGACUGGAGGGCAGCAGGAGUUGCCGGCAGGAGGACAACAGGAGUUGCCGGCAGGAGGGCAGCUGUGA